AUGGCCUCGCUGGAUGAGAGUAUUACCAUUUCUCCUUCCAUAGUGAGUGUUCAGGAGCUCAUAAAACGGCCCUUGGGCUCCGUUCCUGAGAGUUUCAUUCGUCUCGAGCAGGCCCCUCACGAGCCUCCCUUAAACUCUGAUAAUCUUCCAUCGAUUCCAACCAUCGACCUAAAGAAACUAUUGGAGUCAUCGGACAAGAGCUUGAACGAUGAACUCAAGAGGCUGCACUUCUCUUGCAAAGAGUGGGGUAUGUUUCAGCUGGUGAACCACGGGGUCAGCUCAUCAUUUCUGCAAAAGCUAAGGCAUGAGAUCGAAGAAUUCUUCAAGCUUCCUUUGGAAGAGAAGGUGAAGUACAAGCAGAAUCCCGGAGAAAAUGAAGGAUAUGGGAACGUGGUGAGGACGGAGAAGAAUCUGCUCGACUGGGGCGACAGACUCCUCAUGACAAUCAAUCCCAUUUCUUUGCGGAAGCCCCAUCUUUUUCCCGAGCUCCCCGCAUCACUCAGGAAUACCUUGGAGACCUACAUAAAAGGUCUUCAAGAAAUCGCCAUUCAGAUCCUGAGAUCUCUGGCACUAUGUCUGGACAUCGACAAGGAUCUAAUAAUAGAUAUUUUUGAAGAAGACAAGGGGCUCCAGCUUAUGAAGAUGUCCUACUACCCGCCCUGCUUGCAGCCUGAAUUGGUUGUCGGGCUAACCCCACACUCCGACGCCACGGCAAUCACAAUUCUUCACCAAAUCAACUGUGUAGAUGGCCUCCAGAUUAAGAGGAAUGGUGUUUGGCUCCCUGUCAACAUAUUGCCUGAUGUGUUCAUUGUGAAUAUCGGGGACGUCAUGGAGAUUUUGAGCAAUGGGACUUACCGUAGCAUCGAGCACCGGGCAAUGGUGAACACCGAGCACGAAAGGAUCACCCUGGCGCUGUUCUUCAACCCCAAGCUGGAUGCAGAAGUUGGCCCGGCGGCUUCACUUAUAGACCCUAAUAAUCCAGCAUCACUCUUUAGGAGGAUUACAUUGGACAAGUUCGUGAAAGAGUUCUUCUCCCAUAAGAUGGAUGGAAAGUCGCACUUAGAUCGGUUGAGGCUCACCGGAGAUGAUGAGGUCAACGAAACUCAAUGAAGGAGCCAGUAUCCCAUAUUAAUGAGUGUGUGUAUAUAUAUCUAUAUAUAUAUAUAUGGAGAAUAUGUAUAUAUAUCCGUAAUACAAGGAUGGACACGGGAUUUAGAAUCAAAGGGGCAUGGGGUCCUUGGAGGGGCGAAUAAGAACGUGAAUAUAAUUCUCUAAGUUAACUAGGGAGAAUGAAACAACAGUAACUUUACGAUAUAAUUGAUAACAUAUAAAUGCUAAAGCUUUGGCCCUCGGUC
Molecule: messenger RNA, 1355 nt
Organism: Punica granatum (pomegranate)
Lineage: Eukaryota; Viridiplantae; Streptophyta; Magnoliopsida; Myrtales; Lythraceae
Source: RefSeq, a predicted model, not a curated record